GUCCGUUGUUUUGUGCGCUCUGUGGAGUUGGGUACGGUGAGCGUCGCGCGGAUUGUUCUCUUCCCUUUGGUUUCCCCCCUCCCCCUUCAUUCCGCUUUGUUGGCCGUUCCUUUUCUUGCUGCCUCGGGGAAGAGUCGGGAGUGUGGCAAUGCCCGAGUUUUUGGCGGACCCGUCGGUGCUCACCAAGGAGAAGCUGAAGAGCGAACUGAUUGCUAAUAACGUGAGCCUGCCCGGAGGUGAGCAGCGUAAGGAUGUUUAUGUGCAGCUCUACCUUCAGCACCUCACCGCCCGCAACGUGUCUGGAGUCCCCGCGCAGCCGGAUUUCUCCAGUGACGAGGAGAGGGAGUCGACCCCGGUUGCAGUCAGGAACAGAGGGGGUAGCGCUGCUGCCGUCGCUGUGGGCCGGAAAGCAACAAAGAAAACGGAUAAGUCAAGGCUUGAACAGGAUGAUAUAGAUAUAGCAGAACUCAGUAAUGAAGAACUCAAAGAGCAACUCCUGAGAUACGGUGUGAAUCCAGGUCCUAUUGUUGCUACGACAAGAAAGCUGUAUGAGAAGAAGCUAUUGAAACUGAAAGAACCAUCCCAAGAUCUAAGUCCUUUCAUAGCUACACCAACAUUUUCUUCAUCAGCAGAAAACAAUAAGCAGAAUGGAAAUGAUGAUUCUGACCAGUUCAGUGAUAAUGAAGAAGAUCCUAAAACAGAGUUCAGACUUGACCAGCGAGAACCACUGAAGAGUAAAACAAAAACUUUAUUAUCACUUAAACAAAGAAGAAUUGCUGAAAAUAAUCAGGAUGGCAUUACUGAGACAUUCUGGAGAAGUGGAUCUUCAAAAAGUGGACUUCUUCAGGCAGUGUCUAGGGAAUCUUCAAGAGUUUCAAGAAGAACACCAAGGAAAAGGGUUGAAACUACAGUUCCAUUUCCUGUACAUGAUCCAGUAAUAUCAGAGAAUACUCCCAUAGCUGUAGUGGCUUCAAGCAACAAGACUCUACAGGUUGUCAAUAGGGUACCUGGAAAUACCAAGCAUGCCGAUCCUAUACUGUCAAUCAGUGACUUCUCAGAAUUGCCAAGAAGAACACCAAAGAAACCAUUGAUGUCAGCUGAAGUCAUGGAGAAAAUGUCUACAGAGGAUACAAGAUUAGAAAGAGAUAUUCUUAAAGAAAUGUUUCCAUAUGAAGCAUCAACACCCACAGGAAUUAGGUUGACACCCAGUCAUGAACUGAAACAGCAAUAGCAACAGCUGUGUAGGAGGCUUAAAACUGGGUGAGGAACAGCCAAACUCUGCUACCAAGGUGAGGUUGUGAAAGAAAGAUUGUGCUGUGCUCAAUCUUGCCAUGUCAUGGCAAGAUUGAGCACAGCAACAAGACACAAGGUAGUUAUACUGCACCAACAAGGUCUCUCCCAGACAAAGAUUUCAAAGCAGGCUGGGGUUUCAAGAUGUACUGUUCAAGCUCUUUUGAAGAAGCACAAAGAAACAGGCAACGUUGAGGAUCGUAGACCCAGUGGUCGGCCAAGGAAACUUAGUGCAGCAGAUGAAAGACACAUCAAGCUUAUUACCCAUCGAAAUCGGAAGAUGUCCAGCAGUGCCAUCAGCUCAGAACUGGCAGAAACCAAUGGGACCCAGGUAUAUCCAUUAUUGUCCAGAGAAGUCUGGCCAGAAGUAGUCUUUAUGGAAGAGUUGCAGCCAAAAAGCCAUACCUCUGACGUGGGAACAAGGCCAAGGGACUAAAGUAUGCACAAAAACAUAGGAACUGGGGUGCAGAAAAAUGGCAGCAGGUGCUCUGGACUGAUGAGUCAAAAUUUGAAAUAUUUGGCUGUAGCAGAAGGCAGCAAGAUUUUUCUUGCUGGCAUAUUUUAAUUGCAAACAAGAAAAUAAUAUUUCACAACAGGAUUAUUGCCUUUCUGUUUACAGUUCCCUAGUUCUCUCUCUGAUUAGCAACUUUAUGAAUAUAGAAUGUAUUGGCUCUUUGGCCUGAUCAAGGAAGGCUUUUCUUAAAUACCUCUGAAAUUCUUUGCAUGGAGAAUAUAUUGUUUGACUAUAAAACAGACUCAUAAAUUUGGCCAAAACUAGAAUAUUUUGAUUGCUCCAAGUUUUGACUAAAGCAAAAUCACAGGGGCUUUACAGGAUAAGUACAUAAACCUGGUGCACAUCUCGUCUCUUUCUUCUUUAUCCAAUGCCCUGCUCAGUGAUCUCUCUAGCAGGUUCAUUUUCUUAUCCUUUCAGUUACAAGUCUUAGUGUCAAGCACAGCAGAUCCAAUCAGCUAAUCCCCCAAGCUUCUUAUAUCCCUUUAGCUAAUGUAAGGAUUUCCUAUUUUCCUUUCUCAAACUCAUAUAUUUUGGUUUGAACCUGGUGUGUCAAAAAACAGGUAAUCUGAGAAUAGAACAUUUUGCAUAUCCCUAGUCAUAAUCUUAAAACUGACUUUCUUUUGGACAGUACUGCUAUUCCUUUUAUCCAUGCCCAACUAGCCAACCUUGUUUCCUGCAUCUGAAGACUACCUCUGUUUUGAAGUUAACACUGCAUAAAUAGGAACAUGUCAGUAUCCAAGAAAUAAUUCCUUUUAGCCAUGUUAUGCAGAAAAGGAGUCAGAAGCAGCAAAACAAAAUUAAAAGUAGGAAACAUAGCAAUUGCACUUAGACUUACAUACCACUUAUAUACCCUUUU
Molecule: messenger RNA, 2660 nt
Organism: Thamnophis sirtalis
Lineage: Eukaryota; Metazoa; Chordata; Lepidosauria; Squamata; Natricidae
Source: RefSeq, a predicted model, not a curated record